AUGACUCAGCCUCGUCGACCAUCGUUCGGUCAGUCCCGAUCAUCGCCCAUCAUCGAGUCGACUCUUCUCAAAUGCAAUCUCUCGGCGUUGAACAGCUCAGCUAUCGACGAAGAACCCACUCGACCCUUCCACGUUCGUCGACGAGUCAGGAGAGCAUCGCAGCCAGCCGAGCCAGCGAACGCUCCGUUGCGCUUCCGCUACAACCCGGAUGAUCCGCUAGGCGAAGGACUCAGCAGCGCCACAGCCACAGCCACCGAUUCAGGAUCCUCCGACGAUGAUUGGGAUACUACACUCUUUCGCAGCCGCCAGAGUCAUCAGCAAUUGACUUCGCUGGACUACCUCGACCUUCCUGCAUCAUUGCCCUACUCGAUGGUCUCGCUGCGUGCUCAGCUGCUCUCUUAUCUCACCGAGCUUGAAGUCAGAGCAAGAGCCUUCUAUUCACAGCGGAUGUCCAGGACAGCAUCAGCCACGACACCUGCUGCCGACUCAGCCGACCCGACAAGCGGCAAUGACGACGCAGACGCAAAACUUCCGUUGAGUGACGGUCACUCUGCCGCCUUCUUCCAGCAAAUCGAGGCCAUGCGCGAAGACUUGCGGCGCUUCGUCGCCCUACUACCCACCUACCCAGCAUCAGCAUCGUCCGCUCUCUCCUCUCGGUCACAGUCGCUGGCCCAUGACUGGGAGAGACUCUCCUCCAGCUUCAGCUUCCCAAUUAGCCUAGGAAACGGACUGCGAGAGCGCUUGCCCCGUCUCCCAUCUUCGUCUGAACUUCCUUCAUUACCGACAAUGCCCGCCUUGCCGCAGUUCGACCUCGACUUUGCUUCCGUGCUCGAGCCUCUUUCGACACAAUUGCCGACGCAGGCGUAUGCACUCGCUGCAAAGAUGCAGGCUCGGCUCGAGUCUAUCCAGGAGUCAGUGCGCAGCAUGGCUUGGCGCGACGCGCUGCAGAGUGCCUCGGAAGACGGCACCAAUGCGACUUUAGCGCAACGAUUCGAGGCCAAGCUUUCGGACCUCUCGACGCGAUCCCGGUCCAGGGCCAACAGCAUCGCUUCUCGCGCCGGUCAUGCGGUCCACGAAGCAGAGGAGAAGCUCUAUCAGCUUGCCAUCGAGUUGGCGCGCAAUGGCCAGGAUCUCAUCCACUACGAGAACCUGCCCGCCUUCUUCCGCAACAACGAGCAUAUCCUCUCCGGCUACCGCUUCAUCCCUGUCGAGAACUGGCAAGCACUGGUGCGCAGCACAUUCCAGAUUCACAACGAGACCGGCAACAUCCACACACAUCUGUGGGGCCUCGCCGCCAUCGUGCCGCUCUUCUGGCCAAGCAAAGGUCUGGAUGACCAGACCACACCCAUGGACAGGUUGGUGCAGACCGUCUACCUCUUUGCUGCUGCCAAGUGUCUCACCUUGUCGGUCUCGUGGCACGUCAUGGCUGGUUGCUCGGACCGCAAGUGGUUCGAGCGAUUCGCCUGCGUCGACUACACGGGCAUCGCCUGGCUGGUAGCUGCCUCGAUCUGGACCACCGUGUACAACUGCUUCUACUGCCAGCCCAAUUUGGCGCUCUUCUAUUCGUUCACCACACUGCUCGUCGGAUUUGCGGGUGCGAUCCUCCCCUGGGCUGAAUGGUUCAACAAGCGCGAGAACAAGACGUGGCGCAUCGCUGUCUUUUUGACCAUGUGCUUUACGGCGCUGGCGCCCUUCUCGCACGCUGCUUUCGAGCAUGGUCUAGCCAAGACGCUCUCGUUCUUCAGUCCCAUCUUCCCAUCGUUGGCAUUCUACGUCGGCGGUUUGGUGUUCUACGCAACUCAGUUCCCCGAGAGCUGGGCUCCGGGGCGCUUCGACACCUGGGGCCACUCUCACCAGCUCUGGCACCUGGGCAUCGUGUUGGCCAUCGUCUUUCACUAUCGCGCCGCGCUCGUCUUCCACGCGAAUCGCUUCGACUUCAGCUGUGCUGUGCCAGGCGCAGAGGUUGCUGCUGGCAUGGCCGCCAAGGCCGCCGAUUCGGCGCCACUAUUGCAGCGCUUCUUUGGUGUGCUCGCCGGACUGCAGCCAUUCAGUGGCACCGGCAAGGCGGCGACCAUCGCGACGAAGCCCAUCGACUCGAUCUUCGCCAAGGUUGGCGGCAUGGAGGGCAUCAUCGGUCUUGCUCGUGCGGACAACCAGAUCCUGCAAUGGAGGAGGUUGCUCGGCAAGAUCGGCAAUGGUGCCGUUGGACGUGGCUGGGACGCUCUCGUUGACUGGGCGCAGAACUUCUGGUGA
Kalmanozyma brasiliensis GHG001 is the source of this 2253-nucleotide messenger RNA. RefSeq names its product Hly-III-related. Gene Ontology annotation, cellular component: membrane. The record is from RefSeq and is a predicted model, not a curated record. The transcript has a single exon. Gene Ontology annotation, molecular function: signaling receptor activity. NCBI's taxonomy places the organism in Eukaryota, Fungi, Basidiomycota, Ustilaginomycetes, Ustilaginales. Bases 1 to 2253 code for a protein of 750 amino acids.